Molecule: messenger RNA, 688 nt
Organism: Zingiber officinale
Lineage: Eukaryota; Viridiplantae; Streptophyta; Magnoliopsida; Zingiberales; Zingiberaceae
Exons: 1
Coding region: 51-581 (176 amino acids)
Biological process (GO): box C/D snoRNP assembly
Molecular function (GO): box C/D methylation guide snoRNP complex binding
Source: RefSeq, a predicted model, not a curated record
CAUAAUUAGGUUUUGAACUUGAUCCCCACCGGUUGGUUUCGUUCUUCUCGAUGGCGGCGGAGAGCAGCAGGGAGCUCCUGGACCAGCCAUCGGCGCCGCCACUCCUGCGCAGGCUUCUCGUGUCCGGCACGACGCAUAAGCGAGGACGCACCGCCAAAGCGGCCAAAGGCGCGGCGGCGGCGGCGGCACCUCGAAGCCAAGUGAUGGACAAAGUGAAGGACUUCCUGGGCGUGAUCGCUAAAGCCAACGACAAACUGGAGCUCGACGUCCGCGAGAGAUCGCGCGCGGACUACGACGUCGAGGUGCUCAGCGGCAACGAGAAGACGUACAUCGAGAUGGAUCUGCUCCUGGGCGUCGCCGACCUCCACGACGACGAAGCCGUGGCGGCGGCGGAGGCUGCCAUGAGCGGCGCCACGCCACCGUCGCUGCCUGCCGCUAGCGACGCCUCCUCCGACACAGGCGACGGCUCAAGCGACGAGAAGGAAGCAUCUAGUGGAUCGGAGAAGAAGCGCAAGCAGAACAAGCGGCCGAAGAUCGUAGUGCUGGAUCCAUCUGAUGCGAGUUCGAUGCAAAUGCAAUAGUGACUACUAGACAUAGACAUUGUGCUGCUGUUAUUCUAAUCCCUUUCUCGUAGCUCACAAUUCCUUACAAUUUUAAUCUUUUACUGAAGGCCACUCCAUUGAUCUUA